Cotesia congregata is the source of this 939-nucleotide messenger RNA. NCBI's taxonomy places the organism in Eukaryota, Metazoa, Arthropoda, Insecta, Hymenoptera, Braconidae. The record is from the annotation of a GenBank genome assembly.
AUGCUUCUUCUGCCUCCUUCAACACCUAUCUUCUGCCAAAUUCUCUCGAUCUCCUUGUUCCAAUCCCGAUUUCUUUGCAGUAGUGUGUCUAGAGGGUCUGGUUCCAUCGGUAAAACAGAUUUAAAAUACUGUCCAGUGAAGCUGAUAAUCCGAAUGAACCGCGAAAGAAAUGCGUUCGUAGUGAAGGAGUGGAAACACCAGCACAACCACAAUCCUUUAAAGGUUAAAAAGCCCAAGAAAUCAUGGGAACAAAAGUUCGCAGAUAGAAUGAGCGGGAAGAAGAAAGAAAGAAAAGGAAAAAACAAGAAAAAGACGCUGGAAGAAAGUGUAGUAGAUGAAUAUCUAAAAGUAUUGUCAGAAUGGAUAAUUGAUAAUCCUGAUAACUUGCCAGAAAAAUUAAAUUUGAUAAAGAAUUGUGGAGAAAAGAUAGCUGAAAUGGAUGGGAAGAAAGAUCAAAUAACAUUCCCAAAGGUAGAUUCUAGUGAAGAUGAGGAAGGAAAUAUAUCAGAAAUAGAGAAUGAAGAAAACACACAUGAAGAAGAAAACACACAUGAAGAUACUAGAGAAGAUAUUGAAGCGAAAAAAGGAGUGGAAGAAAAAGAGCAAAAUGAUAAUUUUUCAAAUGCAGAAAUAAUGUAUCACGAAAAUAUGAAAAGUGACUUGAGUAUUCAGGAAAAUCAGGUAACGGUAGAAGAUCUAUUACAGAUAUUGAUAAAGAAAGAAGUAUUGAAGGAAAGGAAAGAAGGAUACGUGAUCAAAUUGGAAGAUUUAAAAGAAAUGAAUGAUGAAAUAAAAAGUUAUUUAAGAGAGCAUGCAAUAAUGGUGGAUGAGUUAAAAAAAAAUGGCAACUACAGAGGUUAUGCAAUCGGUCUAUUAUUCAUUACAAAAUGGCGCAGUUUAAAAAUUGAAAGAGUGAAGAUUAAAAUAAAUGUGACAUAG